GGGUGGCGUCGGUCGGGGGCGUGCGCGCGGUGCUGUCUGGUGGUGUUCGCGGUGGCGUCGGCGCUCUGCGUGUCGGCGCCCGCCCUCUACUGGCGCUACAAGAAGAGCUUCCUCUCCGCCGCCGCCGGCAGCACCACCACCACCACCACCUCCUCCUCCUCCUCCGCGGCGGCAGUCUGCCCUCCCUGCCUCUGCGACUGCCCCCCUCCCCUCUCCCUCCUCCACAUCGCCCCCGGAUUGGUUAACCUCUCCAUUACAGAUUGCGGCAAAGAUGAUCCUGAGCUCAACGAGGAGAUGCAGAAACAGUUUGUGGAUCUACUCACGGAGGAAUUAAAGCUUCAGGAGGCUGUAACAAAGGAGCACACCCAUCACAUGAAUGUCACCAUCGUGGAAGCGAGGAGAUUGGCUUCUCAGUACCAGAGGGAGGUUGAGAAGUGCAAUGCCGCGACCGAGACCUGCGAGGAGGCGAGGGAGCGGUCCGAGGCUGCCCUCACUAAGGAGAAGAGGAUCACUGCAAUGUGGCAACGGCGGGCUCGCCAGUUGGGUUGGCAGGACUCAUAAAUUCGCGAGUUGGAUAGUUCUGCUGAAUGCUCCUCGUGACCAAGUAAAGCAUUUCUUUGAGCUAUUCAUUCCAACUGAUAAUUUCUGUACUCUUGCCUUAUAUUAUGAUCUAAGAAUGCAAAAUGUAGUCCAACUUUGUAAUUUUGGUUUCUUUAUAUGGAAAAAAAGUAAUUUACGCCCCUCUAAA
This is a messenger RNA of Ananas comosus (pineapple), 748 nucleotides long. RefSeq lists its product as uncharacterized. NCBI's taxonomy places the organism in Eukaryota, Viridiplantae, Streptophyta, Magnoliopsida, Poales, Bromeliaceae. The record is from RefSeq and is a predicted model, not a curated record.